AUGGGUGAUGGAGGGGCACAGGCUCCCUUCGAUGGCAAAUCUGCCAAAUCAGCACUUGGAUCCUUCAUGGAGGAGUAUGUCUGUGCCAACAACUUCUUCAAGUGCGAACUCGAGUUCAAUGUUGAUCCGAAUGUUCCCAUCCGGGCCAGUAUGGUGGAGGAGAUAAAGUCCUACUACUACAAAGAUGCGGCACUCUUCGCCGAGCCUUUCGAAGUUUCUGUGCCCUCGGCCUGGCUGGAUAAUAUGUCCAAGCUGGACAUGGUCAAGCCGAUCGUUUCGAUCGAGCAUCGGAUUGCCUUCGUGCUGCCACUUGGCUGUUGUCCCUAG
Molecule: messenger RNA, 327 nt
Organism: Symbiodinium sp. CCMP2456
Lineage: Eukaryota; Dinophyceae; Suessiales; Symbiodiniaceae
Source: the annotation of a GenBank genome assembly